Lingula anatina is the source of this 1226-nucleotide messenger RNA. Its product is annotated as short transient receptor potential channel 7-like. Gene Ontology annotation, molecular function: inositol 1,4,5 trisphosphate binding; store-operated calcium channel activity. Gene Ontology annotation, biological process: regulation of cytosolic calcium ion concentration; calcium ion transmembrane transport. Gene Ontology annotation, cellular component: plasma membrane; cation channel complex. NCBI's taxonomy places the organism in Eukaryota, Metazoa, Brachiopoda, Lingulata, Lingulida, Lingulidae. The record is from RefSeq and is a predicted model, not a curated record.
AGGUUCUUCAACACAUUUCGCACACUGGUGUGGUCCAUUUUUGGCUUGGGUGACUCCAGUUCCGUAAAAAUCCACAUGAAGCACGAGUUUGUGGAGAUCGUGGGAUUCAUCAUGGUGGCUAUAUUCCAUAUUGUCAUCGUUAUAAUGCUGAUGAAUAUGCUCAUUGCCAUGAUGACAAUCUCUUUUGAAGCUAUUAAUGACGACGCAGACAUCGAAUGGAAGGUUGCCAGGACAAGGUUAUGGUUAGAGUAUAUAGGGGAAGGAUCUACUCUCCCCAUCCCCUUUAACUUAAUCCCCAGCCCCAAAUGGUUGUUUUUUCUUUUUAUCAGAAAGAAAUGCAAGGGACCCAGUGAAAAGGAAAUUAAUGGAAAGGAUAAAAAACGGCGCCACUUCGACAUUAGAUAUCGGGCCCUCAUGGCUAAGCUUAUAGCAAGGUACAGCAAGAAAGCAGCAGAGGGAGAGAAAAAAAAAUGAUUUGACACCAACACAGACGGAGGGACCAACAGCCAAUGGAAGAGCGGGUUGAAGAAGACUCUACAUCUUUUAUGGUCAAAGUUUAUGCUCUGUAGUCUUGAUAUUUAGCAACUUGUAGUAUUUACAUUAUGGUAAUUGCUUUUAAGAAUUGCGUUUAUAUCAUUUAUGGAUUAUGGUCCAGUUUGGUUUAGAAUUAGAUAAAGUAAUUUUAAUUUAAGUUUAACUCUUUGUGAAUGUGCUCCUUGUGAAAGAUUUUUUAGCUGUUUAUGCAGCGAUACCAUUGUACAUUAUCCAUCGAUAACACUCGCUCCUAUUGUAAGCAUGCGUUUUUCAUGCUUUUACUUUAUUGGCUGGUGUAUUUUAGUGUAUUCAUAGUAUUGGUUCGAGUAAAUAUCUGCGUCUCAUAUAUAGAUGAAAAAAGAGAAAAAAUACAAAAGCACAACAACUGAAUGUUGAACUGCUUUUUAAGUUUUUGAAGAAAGUUUCUACAUGAUGAACAUUUUGAAACUGUAUGCCUAUACUUUUUAGAUUUCAGGUGCACCAUAUGUUACUUUUAAUCAGGUGUCCAACGCAGUGAUACCGUUACACUUGUGGGAGUGGACAGCAAUUUGAUCUCUAAGUGACCACAAUCCCACAAGGGCUUCAAAUGACAUAAUUCGGCCCGUUGUACGGAUGGGGAUUGACAAAUUUUAUACAACAUAUACAUUGAUUUAUAUUUUGUUUUAAACUGAAUAAAAAAUGUUAAUUUUUUA